Zasmidium cellare ATCC 36951 is the source of this 1272-nucleotide messenger RNA. RefSeq lists its product as uncharacterized. Bases 1 to 1272 code for a protein of 423 amino acids. Gene Ontology annotation, cellular component: intracellular anatomical structure. Gene Ontology annotation, molecular function: FMN binding; NADPH dehydrogenase activity; NADP binding. The transcript is spliced from 3 exons. NCBI's taxonomy places the organism in Eukaryota, Fungi, Ascomycota, Dothideomycetes, Mycosphaerellales, Mycosphaerellaceae. The record is from RefSeq and is a predicted model, not a curated record.
AUGUCGACCUCCCACCACAACGUCCAGGAGCCAAACGCAGGCGACGACAGCUUGGUCAACCGCCCUGCGCCCAACACCCCCUACUUCACUCCUUUACAAGACCCGCCGGCGGGCACGGCGCUGGUCGACGAUGUCAACGAAGCCCCUAAGCUCUUCAAGCCAUUGAAAUUGCGCGGUCUUACUCUGCAGAACCGUAUUAUGCUGAGCCCGCUUUGCCAGUAUAGUGCUGAGGAUGGCCAUUAUACGAUGUGGCACCACACCCACAUGGGCGGCAUCAUCCAGCGAGGUCCAGGCAUUUCCACUAUCGAAGCGACCGCCGUCACUCCGCAGGGCAGAAUCACCCCAGAGGAUGUCGGCAUUUGGAAAGACAGCCAAAUCGAGCCCAUCAAAAAGCUCGUCGACUUCGCUCACAGCCAAAACCAGAAGAUCAUGAUCCAGCUUGCACAUGCCGGCCGCAAAGCUUCUACUGUCGCACCUUGGCUCAGCUCGGGCGCUGUCGCUGGAAAGGAGCUCAACGGAUGGCCUGACGAUGUCUACGGACCCAGUGCUAUCCCCUGGAACGAGCACCACGCUCCAGUCAAGGAGAUGACGCUGCAGGAUAUCGAGGACUUCAAGCAGGCAUACGCAGAUGCCGUGAGGCGAUCCUUGAAGGCCGGAUUUGACGCCAUUGAAAUCCACAACGCUCACGGAUACCUGCUCCACUCAUUCCUCUCGCCCGUCGCCAACCAGAGAAAGGACAAGUAUGGUGGUAGCUUCGAGAACCGCACUCGCCUGACUCUGGAAGUCGUGGAGCUCGUCCGCUCCAUCAUCCCCGAAGACAUGCCCCUCUUCCUGCGAAUCAGCGCCACCGACUGGUUGGAGGAGAACAAGGAUUUCCCAGAGUCCUGGACUGGCGACGAUACCGUCAAGCUCGCUCCUCUUCUCGCUGAGCGCGGCGUAGACCUUCUCGACGUUUCGACUGGCGGCAACCACCCAGCACAACACCCUCACACCAAGCCCGCCUACCAAGCUCCAUUCGCGAUCAAGGUUAAGCAAGCCGUGGGUGAUAAGCUUGCUGUUGGCUCAGUGGGCUCUAUCGAGACUGGAACGUUGGCCAACGACCUGCUCGAGAAGGAUAACCUAGAUCUCAUCACUGUUGGCAGAGGAUUCCAAAAGAACCCAGGCUUGGUCUUUGCGUGGGGCGACGAGCUGAAUGUGCCCGUCAACAUGCCCAACCAGAUCCGAUGGGGCUUUGGCGGUCGUGGGAAGAAGUUGCAUGGGAACACGAAGUAA